AUGAGGCUCAACUGCGGUGUAUCUCAUCUCACCUUAGCACUGAGACAAUUGAGGUCUCCAAUAGGCACAAGCUCAAAGAGGCUGUUAUCCACAAAGCCACACUUAUUCCAGUUGAAGGCUUCAAGUGAUAACGCGCUUCCGAACGGUCCAAAGCAGCACCCGCGCUUAUCCCAGUGGAAGAUCAUAAGACACUUGAUGUCGUACCUAUGGCCAAAGAAUAACUUUGGGUUCAAAGUGCGUGUUGUUGUGGCGCUGUCUUUCCUUGUGCUUGCAAAGUUGCUCAACGUUCAGGUGCCGUUCUACUUCAAGUCUAUCAUUGACGGUAUGAAUAUCGACUGGACCAACGAGGUUGGCUUGGUGUCUACAAUCAUCGGGGGUACAAUCUUAGCGUACGGUGGUGCAAGAUUCGGUGCAGUGCUCUUUGGAGAGCUGAGAAAUGCCAUCUUCGCAACUGUUUCUCAGAGUGCAAUCAGAAAAGUGGCACAUAAUACGUUUAGACAUUUGCUCAACUUGGAUUUGGGAUUCCACUUGAGCAGACAGACAGGUGGGUUAACAAGAGCAAUCGACCGUGGUACAAAGGGUAUUAGCUAUGUGUUAACUGCCAUGGUGUUCCAUAUCCUGCCGAUUACUUUUGAAAUCUCUGUUGUGUCUGGUAUCUUGACGUAUAACUAUGGUAUGAACUUUGCUGCUGUUACUCUACUCACCAUGUUGGCAUACAGUAUAUUCACCAUCAGAACAACUGCUUGGAGAACUGGAUUCAGAAGAAGAGCAAACAACGCCGACAAUAAGGCUGCAAGCGUUGCACUUGAUUCCUUGAUUAACUUUGAAAGUGUCAAGUAUUUCAACAACGAGGCUUAUCAGGCAAAGAAGUACGACAUGGCUCUGCAAAAAUACCAGGACUUCUCCAUUAAAAUUGCCACUUCUCUUGCUUUCCUGAACUCUGGCCAAAACUUGAUCUUCACGUCAGCGUUGACAGCAAUGAUGUAUAUGGCUGCUGAUGGUGUUGCUUCAGGUUCCUUAACGGUUGGUGACUUGGUGUUGAUUAACCAGUUGGUGUUCCAACUGUCAGUGCCUUUGAACUUUUUGGGCUCUGUUUACAGGGAGUUGAAACAGUCAUUGUUGGACAUGGAGACUCUGUUCCAAUUGCAGAAGAAUCAAGUGCUCAUCACGAGUAAACCAAAUGCGCCACCUUUGAUGUUGAAGAAAGGAGAAAUCAGAUUCGAAAACGUCACGUUUGGAUAUCACCCACAACGUCCAAUUUUGAAUAACUGUUCGUUUGUCAUACCAGGUGGUGAGAAGGUUGCCAUUGUUGGCCCUUCUGGCAGUGGUAAGUCUACCAUUCUCCGUCUUGUUUUCAGAUUCUACGAUAUCCAGUCCGGUCGGAUCCUUAUUGACGGUCAAGAUAUCCGUGAUGUCGAUUUGGAAUCUUUGAGACGUGCUAUUGGUGUUGUUCCGCAGGAUACACCUUUGUUCAAUGACACAAUUCUCGAAAAUGUGCGCUAUGGUAAUUUGGAAUCAAGUGACGAAGAAGUUAACCGUGUCAUAUCUGAGGCCAAAUUGGAUAGAUUGGUUAACGAUUUACCUGAUGGUUUACAAACCAUUGUAGGUGAACGUGGUAUGAUGAUAUCUGGAGGUGAAAAACAAAGACUUGCCAUUGCCAGAGUGUUGUUGAAGAAAUCGCCAAUCACGUUUUUCGACGAAGCUACAAGUGCCCUUGAUACCCACACCGAACAAAGUCUGUUGAGAACGAUACGCGGUGUUUUCAAGAACACCGGUAACACCAAUGUCUCCAUUGCCCAUAGAUUGAGAACUAUAGCUGAUAGCGAUAAGAUCAUUGUUUUAGAGAAGGGUGAAGUUAAGGAGGAAGGUGAUCACCAGUCUCUCUUGAAGAAAGAGGGUAGUCUCUAUGGCGAGUUGUGGAACAUCCAGGAGAACUUGGACUUGGACAGAGAGCUUCUGGAAGAUGACAAGAAAAAGGAGAAGAAACUUUCUGAAUGAAUGUGUGUUCCAUUGGAUCAUUUUUUAACUAAAGAUAUUUAUGAACAUCAAGAUAACCAAACCAAAAGAAGAAGGAGGAAAAGGAAACAAAGCAAGUUGAAAGUAUUCCAUCCUCAAAUGUGUAUCAAAAGCACAAAGAAAACAUCACCACUACAUAGUAUGCCCAUUAUUAUAUUUGAUUUGAAUCAU
This is a messenger RNA of Williopsis jadinii, 2187 nucleotides long. RefSeq names its product ATP-binding cassette Fe/S cluster precursor transporter ATM1 (gene ATM1). Gene Ontology annotation, biological process: intracellular iron ion homeostasis; transmembrane transport. Bases 1 to 1998 code for a protein of 665 amino acids. NCBI's taxonomy places the organism in Eukaryota, Fungi, Ascomycota, Saccharomycetes, Phaffomycetales, Wickerhamomycetaceae. The record is from RefSeq and is a predicted model, not a curated record. The transcript is spliced from 2 exons. Gene Ontology annotation, cellular component: mitochondrial inner membrane. Gene Ontology annotation, molecular function: ATP hydrolysis activity; ABC-type transporter activity; ATP binding.